GGCAAGUCCCUCAAGUGGGACUCAAAAGACCGAACCGAGCUGCAGCCUUUCGCUAGCACUGGUCCUCGCCCCUUUUGGCAUCUUGGUACUUGUAGUUUUGUCCACUCUAUCUUUACCCGAAAAGCCAGCGCUGAGACCACAACUCCCAUCACCCUGCGAGCACCGGCGCCUUCAGAGCGCAUCCUCCGAGGGGCACCAGCGCCAUUGACCACCCUGCUGGCCGAAGGGCCCGCCUUCCCGAGGCCAGGAGCUCCCGCGAUUGGCCAGCCGCCCCGCCUCUCAUCGGAGGGCGCCAGGUGAAUGAAAGGGGGGCGUGUCGGUGCGCGGAGCUCCGUGGCUGCGCUGCUGGAACCCGCUGGAAGAGAUACAGGUUUACUCUGGAGCAGCAGCAGCUGGCGGAGCAAUGGAGAUGCAAUCCUAUUAUGCCAAGCUUUUGGGGGAGCUGAAUGAACAGAGAAAGAGGGACUUUUUCUGUGACUGCAGCAUCAUUGUGGAAGGGCGGAUCUUCAAGGCCCACAGGAACAUUUUGUUUGCUAACAGCGGCUACUUCCGAGCCCUGCUCAUUCACUAUAUCCAGGACAGCGGGCGGCAUAGCACCGCCUCCUUGGACAUUGUCACCUCUGAUGCCUUCUCCAUCAUCUUAGAUUUCCUCUAUUCUGGGAAGUUGGAUUUGUGUGGGGAAAAUGUGAUUGAAGUGAUGUCGGCUGCCAGCUACCUGCAGAUGAAUGACGUGGUGAACUUCUGCAAGACAUACAUUAGGUCAUCCCUCGACAUUUGCCGAAAGAUGGAGAAGGAGGCUGCUGUGGCUGCAGCAGUGGCGGCAGCAGCGGCGGCGGCUGCAGCGGCGGCGGCAGCGGCGGCUCAUCAGGUUGACAGUGGAAGCCCCAGUUCAGGCCGGGAGGGGACCUCCUGUGGUACCAAGAGCUUGGUCUCCUCUCCAGCCGAGGGAGAAAAGAGCGUAGACUGCCUGAGAGAGUCCCCUUGCGGUGACUGCGGAGACUGCCACCCCUUGGAACUGGUGGUGAAAGACAGCCUUGGCGGUGGCUCGGCUGACAGCGACCUCUCUACUCCACCCAAACGGAUAGAGCCCAAGGUGGAAUUUGACGCUGAUGCAGUGGAGGUGGACAUUGGUGAACAGCUGCAGCAGUAUGCUGCCCCGCUGAACCUGGCCCACGUGGAGGAGGCCUUGCCAAGCGGCCAGGCUGUUGACUUGGCUUACAGCAACUACCACAUGAAGCAGUUCCUGGAGGCGCUCUUGCGCAACAGCGCUGCCCCGAGCAAGGAUGAUGGGGACCAUCACUUUUCUCGGAGUUUGGAGGGAAGACCAGAAGGUGCAGGAGUAGCCAUGAGUUCCAUGAUGGAUGUCCAGGCUGACUGGUAUGGAGAGGACUCAGGUGAUGUGCUGGUGGUCCCCAUCAAGCUCCACAAGUGUCCUUUCUGCCCUUACACUGCCAAACAGAAGGGCAUCCUCAAGCGGCACAUCCGUUCACACACAGGCGAGCGGCCCUACCCCUGUGAGACCUGCGGCAAGAGGUUCACUCGACAAGAGCACCUGCGGAGCCACGCGCUGAGUGUCCACAGAUCCAACCGUCCAAUCAUCUGCAAGGGCUGCAGGAGAACAUUCACGAGUCACCUGUCCCAGGGGCUGCGGCGCUUCGGGCUGUGUGACAGCUGCACCUGCGUUACAGACACACCCGAUGAUGACGAUGAUUUGAUGCCCAUCAACCUUAGCUUGGUGGAGGCUUCAUCCGAAAGCCAAGAAAAGAGCGACACAGACAAUGACUGGCCAAUCUAUGUGGAGUCGGGUGAGGAAAAUGACCCCGCUGGAGAUGAUUCUGAUGACAAACCACAAAUGCAGCCCAACUUAUCAGACCGAGAGACACUUACGUAGCAAUAAAUUGGUGGGGAAGAGGUUUUAGAACUUGUUAGUGCUCAUUCUGGUUUGUCCAAUUUUGUGGAACCCUGAGAGAAACAUUUUUUCACUGCUAUUAUAUGUGCAUUUUUAUUAGACUAUCUGAUAGAGGUUGGAUUUUGUGACUCAAAGGACAGAUAACAUUUUUGUGUGGUGCCCUUGGUUUCUGAGGGCUCUGCUGGCCACUCCUUAAUUCUGAGUGAAUUAAGGCAAGCCCUGAGGUCUCCUGUUUUUCUUGCUGUGUGUCCAAACUCUGGUUAGGAGAAAGAUAAGAAAAUCUCCACGCUUGUUUUUAUAUUGACUCAGUUCUCUGCAUUCCUUUGUUAUCAUCCUCUUUCUCUAAAAACCAUUAAGUUUUGGGAUCAAGUUUACCUUUGCCAAGCCUUUCCUAAUGAAUUCCACAUUAAAUUUUCUGGCAAGGUAUUAAAGAGAAACCUUCAUUGAUAUAAAGCAGGCAGGGCGGUCUGGCUACAUGAUCAUAAAAGGUACUCCCUAAAUCUAGAACGGCAAUUUUAAAGACUUGGAAUACUUAUGGGCAGAUGAAUAUGGGAAUGAUCUGAAAGGUUCAUUAUGGCAUCCUGACUUGCCCAGUUGAAUUAAAUUUUAAGUUAGCCCUGAGAAGGGAGGCUAUGACCCCAGGUCUGGGUGGUUUCCCUGUCUGGUUUGGCAUUUGACGAUUCUACACAUACAACCUGUUCUGUUAUCAUAAAACAACUCAUUUGGGCAAAACUCAAAAUGCUCCCCUACUUUUUCCAGCAAUUUCCAAAAGUUGGAGCUGUGUAACUUGGAAAUGUAGCUGCCUCUGGCAUUCUUUUGCUUAGUUUAUGCUGAUGCAGGGCAGGCGAGCCCGAAAAUUGGGGCUUAGCCCAGAGGAGUUCUUGGCUUCACCCAGGAAAGAAUUCAAGGGCAAGCCAGUGGUGUUAGACAGCAGCUUGUAUUGAAGCAGCAGUGCCCAACAGCAGCUAAGGGGCUGCUCCUCGUGGAGCAGGGCUACACCACAGGCAGUGUGCCCAGAGUAGCAGCUCAGAGGCAGGUCGGCACUUAUAUUUAUACCCACUUUUAGUUACAUGCAAAUUAAGGGGCAGAUUAUGCAGCAAUAUUUAGGAAAAUGGUGGUAACUUCCAAGCCACUGGGUGGUUGCCAUGAUAAAGGGCAGUGACUUCCAGGUGUUGCCAUGGCAAUGGUAAUUGACAUGGCACAGUGAUAAGCGUUUCUUAUGGAAAGCUGCUUCCUGCACCACCCUCCCACCACCGCCCUGUUUUAGCUAGUCCUCAAUUUGGUCCGUGUCUGAGUCCGGCCUUUGGAGUUGAGUCCUGCCUUCUACCUCCUUGCCUAGAACUUUAAUUGGAGGGAAAGUAUAAGCGCAUAAUGCCAAGUUACAUUUCUAAAAUGUUCAUCUUUUAAAAGAUCCUCAUGAGGGAAAGGGAAGGUUAGUAGAAGAACAGGUUUUUAAAAGCAGUCUACCUUUCACCCACUUUCCAGCCACACAAUUAUUGUAACAAAAGAGGCUGAACUCUUUAAAGGGCUAAAGGGCAGGCAGUAUUAGGAAUUCGGAAUGUAAUUGAAGGCACUUUCCAUAAUUUUGUCUUAUGUUAAAAUAUCCAAAAUGGAUUUUAAAAGAAAUCUUUUUGUCUUCCUUUAA
Molecule: messenger RNA, 3554 nt
Organism: Pongo pygmaeus (Bornean orangutan)
Lineage: Eukaryota; Metazoa; Chordata; Mammalia; Primates; Hominidae
Gene: ZBTB8B
Product: zinc finger and BTB domain containing 8B
Exons: 4
Coding region: 404-1891 (495 amino acids)
Biological process (GO): regulation of transcription by RNA polymerase II
Molecular function (GO): protein binding; RNA polymerase II cis-regulatory region sequence-specific DNA binding; DNA-binding transcription factor activity, RNA polymerase II-specific
Source: RefSeq, a predicted model, not a curated record